UAACACUAAAAAGAACUAGGUUUUGUCCGGACUUGCUCUUACACACCUCCGUCAUGAACGAAUCCAACAGCAGCUAGCUCUGUUUACCUUUUGUUCAAACUCUGCAGGUUAUUAUUGAUUCCCUUGCAUUCAGCCUGUACCAAUGGCAGAAAGCACACAGUCUUUUCCUUCUCACUCUGGACAAGAGCAACAUGCUAUCUGUUCAAAUGUUACUACAGUACUGGAUACUAACACGCUUGCACCAAAGGACAGGAGUACGUCUCUAGUCCAUUCAGAGCAAAUCAGGCACCAAGAUUCAGAUGACAGAAAACUGCAAGAAUGUACAACCUCAACACUAACCCAGAUUGCAACUGAAAGGAGUGAAGACCAGCUAUUACUACAGAUAACACCAAAGCAGAUUCUUCAAAAUCUCUGCACUAAAAGAGAUAAAAUAGAAGCGCACAUACAAUCUUUGAAGAACAGGAAUACUGUUCUUACAAACUCAGCAGAAAACCUCAAACAACAGAUUUCCAAACAAUAUGAAACGAUAAGAAAAAUCUUGAACAGUGAUGAGAAAGUUUCGCUGGAACUCAUUGACAUUGAAAAAAGGGUUGCUUUGGGAAAACUCCAAAAGAUCAUCAAAGAGUGGACUAACAACUUAGAUCAAAUAAACAAAUCCAUCAAAGCAACGCAGAAAGUCCUGAACCAAGAAGAAAGCAAAGUUCAUUCAAAUCAACCUCAAGAAGAAAGCAAAUUGCAAUCAAGUCAAGCUACAGAUAUCAAACUUAGUGACUAUAGUUAUACAAAGAAAACGGAGAAUGAAUUCCAAGCCAUUAAAAUUGAUGAAAUUAGAUUUCAAAAAUUAUCAAAGCUCAUACGGAACAUUUCAACCAACGUACAUUCGCAACUGCAAAGGAAGACAUUUUUAUUAGAAUACUCACCAGUAUUCCUUGACACUGCAUCAGCGCAUAAAAAUGUGCUAGUUUCAAAGGACCUAACCUGCAUGUCUGUAACUACAGAGUCACUAAAUGUUCCUGAGAGCCCUCUGCGAUUUGAUAAAGUCUGUAAUAUCUUAGCUGCCAAAGGUCUGAUGAGAGGAAAACAUUACUGGGAGGUGGACGUCAAGUCUUCUGCACAAUGGUGUGUUGGAAUUGCGUAUGGAUCCAUCGAUCGGAAAGGGAAGCACAAGUCCACAAAGUUGGGAAGAAACCGACAGUCGUGGUGCAUUGAACUAAAGGCUAACCAACUUUUAGCUUGGCAUAAUGAUAGAAAUGUCAACUGUAAUAUGAAGCCCUAUAAGUUGGAAAAGGUGGGAGUGUACAUUGACUAUGAGAAAGGACUUGCUGCAUUUUACAAUGCGAACAGCAUGAAGUUGAUUCAAGAAUUCUCCAACAUCACAUCAAGUCUUUUUGACAGAAUGCACCAUCAUUUUACUGAGCCAAUCUAUCCUGCUUUUCAUCUUUUUCCAUUUGUUGCUGGUCCUACCUGCUCUGAUAAGUUGGAGAUAUGCAAACUAGAAAUUUAAAAAGCAGGUAUGGCCAGGUAUAUUACUGCUCCAACAAAGUGUACAAUACUGUAAUGUUUGUAGUAACCCCUGCUAAAUGGAGCCAAGUCUGAUUAAGUAUGAAACUAUACCGAAUGUUUUAGCUGCAAAUUUAUUCACAGAAUGCAGCAAUACAGAUUUCUGCCUCCUACUUACCAAUUUAACCAGUGUUCCAUAGACUCUUUUCAUAUACCCGUAAAAACAAGUGAUCAAUCAAUACCUUCCCUUUGUUGAAUGAACACUUUUUGAAAAAAGUCAGUUCCCGUUACAUCAUUAUUUUGCUUUUUGAUAGCUAUAAUUUAAUAAAUAUUCAGUGAAAUUUCUGUAAAUUGCAAUCCUUUGACUUAUUUGCUGCAAGCAUCUUAUUGUAUAGGUUUUAAGGUCACAUGAAAUUGGGGCUUAUUUAUUUUAAUAUUGCAUCAAUUCUUUACGAUUAAUGCUUGAAAAGAUCUCAAAUACAUAUCAAAAACAAAUAUUUUGUUUUAAAGCUUGUUCAAAGCAUAAAUAAAUUUGAUGUUUAAACGGCCAGAGUUUAAAACAUGUGUUUUUCUUGUUUUAGCCUCUCCUCAUGUUUGAUGGUUCUAAAGAUCCCUUGGCUUCACCCGAGGCACUCCUUUUUUUCAUGUCCACCUAGACAUGGACGGAGUUUAGUAACUUUGUGACUUCUAGCUUCAGGUUAACUUCAUAGUCUUACUUUGGAAUUCAGUGCCUUACUUAGCUUGGCUUUAAUUUUAAUGUUCUCUGAAUUUUGCUCAAUUUCUUUCAUUUGCCAAUAUUUAUUAAACAAGAAAAAUAAAGCCGAAUGAGUUCUCUCAUCGAGAAACACUAAUGCAACUUGCAAACCUAAACAAAUACACUUGAUAUAAUCCAGAGCUGUUAACAGACAUUAUGUAAAAACAAUUGCUGCCCUAGUUAAAAUGUGUUUGUUAAAUUCUGCUGCACGAUUUUGUGUCUCUAAUAAACUCAGUAUGAUGUAUUGAUAAA
This is a messenger RNA of Hemiscyllium ocellatum (epaulette shark), 2506 nucleotides long. RefSeq names its product zinc-binding protein A33-like. The transcript is spliced from 6 exons. NCBI's taxonomy places the organism in Eukaryota, Metazoa, Chordata, Chondrichthyes, Orectolobiformes, Hemiscylliidae. The record is from RefSeq and is a predicted model, not a curated record. Bases 143 to 1504 code for a protein of 453 amino acids. Gene Ontology annotation, molecular function: protein binding.